Molecule: messenger RNA, 760 nt
Organism: Capsicum annuum
Lineage: Eukaryota; Viridiplantae; Streptophyta; Magnoliopsida; Solanales; Solanaceae
Product: dehydration-responsive element-binding protein 1B-like
Exons: 1
Coding region: 1-654 (217 amino acids)
Biological process (GO): regulation of DNA-templated transcription
Molecular function (GO): DNA binding; DNA-binding transcription factor activity
Source: RefSeq, a predicted model, not a curated record
AUGGCUUUUGAAGAUGACCAAACUUCAUCAUCAUCUUCGUCUGAUCAUGAUGUUACUGUUAAUAAAGAGAAACACUUUGAUUUUUCUUCGUGUUCAAUGAAUAAUAAUGUACAAUUUAAGAGGAGGGCAGGUAGAAAAAAAUUCAAGGAGACUCGACAUCCAUUAUAUAGAGGAGUUAGGAGGAGAAACAGAGAUAAGUGGGUGUGCGAAAUACGUGAGCCAAAUAAAAAAUCAAGAAUUUGGUUAGGUACUUUCUCCACUCCUGAAAUAGCAGCUAGGGCACACGAUGUUGCUGCCCUAGCUCUCCGGGGAACAAAGGCUUCGCUUAACUUCCCCGGCUCCGCUUGGUCUCUCCCUAAAGCUAAAUCUUCUUCUCCUAGCGAUAUCCAAAUCGCGGCUCUUCAAGUUUCCAAAGAAGUUGUGAAACAUACUUUGGAGUUAGAGGAAGAACCUUUAUGUUCUCAUGAUCAAAGGCCAAAAGAUGAUCAAGAGAAUUCUUUAAUGGAGUUUGUGGAUGAGGAGGCCAUGUUUAAUAUGCCAGUACUGAUUGAUAGCAUGGCAGAGGGGAUGCUUCUAACUCCACCAGCUAUGAAAAGAGGCUUUAAUUGGGGUGAUGUUGAGGAAGACGUUGAGUUCACCUUGUGGAAAGAUUGAUCCCACAGGGCCACAUGUCUGAUUCAUGUGUUAAAAUAGGCUUUUGUACGUGUGAUUUAGAAUUAUUAUCUGAUAUUAUGAUUUUAAAUGAACUUUCGAACAUGCG